AUGUACAUCAUUUACACAAAUAGAAUGGAAUGCAUCCUUCUUUUAGUGGAACAGGUUCUGUAUGUUAAGAAAGCAGAACAUAGGCAAGUGCUCCAACAAAGUAUUAAUAUGAAUAUUCUAAUUGUGGGCAUAUUCUUUGAUUUGCACAAAAAUAAUGAACAAAUUUGUACUACUAAAAUAUGCUCUAAAACAAAUUUAGCAUUUCCAUUUUGA
Paramecium sonneborni is the source of this 213-nucleotide messenger RNA. NCBI's taxonomy places the organism in Eukaryota, Ciliophora, Oligohymenophorea, Peniculida, Parameciidae. The record is from the annotation of a GenBank genome assembly.